CUAAAGACUGAGGUCACAUCACUAAACAACACUAAACAUAAGACAAAAUGGAUCCUUUCAGCUUCGAAACCACGUGAAAAUAAUACAACCUCUUUUAUGAUUUAAAAGAUUAUUAGAAUUUUCGUAAAUAAAGGCAGAAAGCAUGGCACUACAAAAUGGAAUUUGGAUUUUUUUUGUUUGUAUGCUGUCAACAAUAUCAGGGCAUACUAUCCUGGAAGAGUACAACUGCGGCCAGGGACAAAUCGAGUACGGCGUGACCCUGAGAGAUGGGACGAUGGCAGGACUCAUCAGAAACAGAGGAGAGGUAAAAAACAUCCAGGAGUGUCUCCACAAGUGCUGUCUGUCUGAUCACUGUGACCUCGCCAUGAUGAAUGGUCGCACAUGUUACGGCGUCAGGUGCUACAAUAAGACGUCCUGCGAGACUGUGCGCAGUGACGACGAGGAUGUCGGGAUGCAAGUGGUGAGAGUUGCCAAGGGAGCUGCCAAUCUCAUCAAAGGUAACACAAGUGAGAUUGAGAAGUUUGACCCCGACGCAAAGUGUCCUCACAAUGAAGUCUUAUAUAACGUCAAGCUCGAGGCCGGAUUACAGGCCGGGAAAUUCACGGACAUAGGAAAGGUCAAGAGCAUCAUGACGUGCGUCCGCUAUUGUUGCGAGUCACGUGUCGAGUGCGACCUCGCUUUCAUGUUGCAAGACCGCUGCUACCUUGUGAAGUGUUAUUCGGAAGACCGCUGCCAAGCACUGCCGGCACGAGGCGAGGAAUAUUCAUUCAAGCAGAAAAUGGCGUUUGUGGCGCCGUGGUUAUUUGAAAAGAAUAAGAAAAUUGUGAGCGUUCCUUCUGGCAAGUCCCCCCACCAUCUUCACUGCGUGCAGAGCAAGCUUUUCGAAGGCUCCACAUUACUAGCGGGCCCCAAGGCUGGGCACUUCAAAGACUUGGGUGCCGUAGGCAAGUCACAUAUUUGUACCCGGAUGUGCUGCGAGGACGCCACUUGUGACCUCGCUUACAUGUUCGGCAAGAACUGCUUUCUGGUCAGUUGCUAUGACGAGAAGGGGUGUCGUGUUGUGGAUGAUACCAAGCUGAGAGAUAGCGUCAAGAGUGACAAGAAACACAAGAGGACUGUGCAGUUUAUUGUGAAGAGGAGGUUUGGGGUAGCGAUAAAAGAUGACGGUACCCCUGUCAAGCUUAUAAAACCCGGGGACAACGUCUGUCACGCGGACGGCAAAAUCCAUCACCAGACUGUCCUAAAAGCGGGCAUGCUGUCCGGUAAACUGACCCCCCAUAAGGAUGCCAAAACCAUGAAAGCCUGUAUUCACAAGUGCUGCGCGGACAAGACGUGCCAUCUUGCUCAGAUGAUGGCGGGUUUGUGUUACUCUGUCAUGUGCACCAACCCGGACUACUGCACCCUUAAAGACGCACCCAAAGAGAUCAGACAUGCGCACCCAAGUAUUGCGUUUGUCAGGAGAGGGGAUUUUAGCAUAGCACCAAAGCCCACGAAACCCCCCACACUACCCCCCUCGGUCGCACCAAGCGCAGACUCCGCGCCACUACAGUCAUCAAUCAAUGAGCCUGUGCCCCCCUCCCUGAGUGGAGAGCAAACUGGCAGUGGGGUCCACCCUGGGGAUAGUAGCGCAUCGUUUAUCACAGGGGAGAAAGAGGUCAUGGAGGUGGUACACGAGGAUCAACAGAAAAUGGUGACACAAGAGGCGGAGCCACAGAACAGAGUGGAAACAGUCUUGGCCACUAAAUGAACAUAAUCUCAUGCUGCGUCUCCACGGAAUUUGAAAUCACGCAAAAACAGUCUUAUUCGCUAGAUGAACAUUCGCAUGUAAAUACAUUGGCCGCCAAAUCGGUGUGCUCAAAUUCAACAUUACUCCAAGCUGGAGUAAUUUUCGUAUAGAAUUUAAAAAGAAACUUAAUAUUGUGGAGUUGUUUAGUAAUAUAAGGAAGUGCCACUGCUCAGAGAUUGAUCUUCUCAAUAAAAAGAGCAUUUUUAAAACUUAAUGAUUCAAGUCCAACAGCCCAUCCCCCUACAAAAAAAAAAAGAAAGCAGGAAAAAAAAGUAGAAUAAAAUAAAAAUAAGCAAGGACCAGACAGGAGAAUUACCAAGAUUUGCUUAGGAUGAUUUUAUAGGUCUGUUAUGGAAAAAUGUAGUAUUAAAUUAUUUUUCAAUGAGAA
This is a messenger RNA of Nematostella vectensis (starlet sea anemone), 2174 nucleotides long. RefSeq lists its product as uncharacterized. Bases 143 to 1747 code for a protein of 534 amino acids. The transcript has 8 exons. The record is from RefSeq and is a predicted model, not a curated record. Gene Ontology annotation, cellular component: plasma membrane; cytoplasmic vesicle. NCBI's taxonomy places the organism in Eukaryota, Metazoa, Cnidaria, Anthozoa, Actiniaria, Edwardsiidae.